This is a messenger RNA of Penicillium verhagenii, 1782 nucleotides long. Its product is annotated as NYN domain-containing protein. The transcript has a single exon. Bases 1 to 1782 code for a protein of 593 amino acids. Gene Ontology annotation, cellular component: nucleus. Lineage: Eukaryota; Fungi; Ascomycota; Eurotiomycetes; Eurotiales; Aspergillaceae. Gene Ontology annotation, biological process: protein import into nucleus. The record is from RefSeq and is a predicted model, not a curated record. Gene Ontology annotation, molecular function: small GTPase binding; guanyl-nucleotide exchange factor activity.
AUGACCUCCGAAUCGCAGGAUCUGGAUUCAGAAUGGGAUUUUGCCCAGGCACUCGAUUUGCUGAUGGCAGGCAGUGAUAAACAAGAAAUAUCUCAUCCGUCCGGAACCCCAGUUUCUGUACCAUCUCAUGAACGACCAUUUGGCUAUCGCUUUGCCAGCUCGGCGGCCUCGGCCUCCACUGGGCCUCGUGGUCCUCGCCACUGGCCUCACGACUCUGACCACGAGCCUCACAGCUCUCACCACAGGUCUCACGAUUCUGACCACGACAAGGACAGUCCUGGAAAUAUCAAUAAUGAAUCUCUUUUCAAACUACUCUAUUCUGAUCUGAGUGAAUGGGCUGUAAGAGGAUCAUCUGCGGUAUCCACUGGUAGUUCAAAGAUACCCAGGUCCCAGCAGCCCUCGAACGACAGCUUGUUCGUACAAACCUCCCCGUCAGACUCACUUUCAACUCGUCUCCAAUCUCGCCCAAUCACAAUUCCAUCGAACUCUCAUGCCAUCAAUCUUCCUGCUUUCGGAAUACCCGCCGGACGUGUUGCUACCAACCGAAACGGCCCCUCAGAGCCCGCUCUGCAGGAAACAAUGCUAAAACACCGUUCCUUGCCAUCCCCUUACGCGGGGGGGAGCUCAGCAGAACAGAGGCCACCUGUUUCUCCCCUCGAACCCCAUACCUCGCGCACGCCUAUGACCAUUCUUAGACGUGAACCCAUCAAUAUGAAUCCCAGCGAUUCUAAUCGCCCAGCCACGACGAGCAAUAGCAGAUACAUUGAACAUGCUCACAGGAACGAUAUUUCCGACAGCACUGUUAGCACAAGUUCAGAUGCAAUCCCUACCAUAUUCGACCGCCCUAUUCCCCGGAACUCUGGGCUCCUGACCUUGGUCCCGUCCCAGGUGGGAAUUGCCUCCACACAGAAUGGGAUUCAAUCAACAUCACCCUCUUCAUACGAGGAUACCUUCGGUGCAUCUACGCACCCACGCAGGGCUCGAAAUGGUGCCUCCAACAACCGUACGUUGCUCAUUUCUCCGAACGACAUGACUGUGUUGGAGCGGAGUAAGUCGAUUAUGACCAAGUUACUGGAUAAUCUUGACGACUAUGCCCAGCUUUUACUCCAAAUGGGAAAUUCACAAAGCUCCAUCGAGACUGUGGAGUCACGUCCUGUGCAUGUCUUUGUGGAUAUGUCUAAUAUUCUAGUGGGAUUCCACAACGCAGUCAAGUUUGUGCGAAAUAUUCCCUCUGGUAGUCGAAUGCGUCGCCUCGACAUCUCAUUCAGCAACUUGGCUUUGAUUCUGCAGCGUGGUCGUCGUGUUGCCAAGAAAGUCUUGCUUGGCUCUGACCAGGUGCCUUCCGUUGACGAAGCCCGAAAGCUGGGUUAUGAAGUGAAUAUUCUGUCUCGCGUACAGAAGACGAAAAAUUCAUCUUCUAAAUCAGGAAAGGCGCCCAUCAAAGGCGCUCAUUCUGGUAGGCCUGGAAUGGCCGGUACCACAGAGCGCUGGGUCGAGCAAGGUGUGGACGAAAUUCUGCACCUGAAGAUGCUUGAAAGCCUGGUUGACGAGAAGAGUCCCUCAACGGUCGUGUUGGCAACUGGAGAUGCAGCUGAGGCUGAGUAUUCUGAAGGUUUCAUGCGUAUGGUGGAGCGGGCACUGCAGCUCGGCUGGAACGUCGAGCUGGUCAGUUUCUCGCAGGUGACAAGCUAUGCGUACAAGAAACUAGAGUUUCGAGAGAAAUGGGGUUCUCAAUUCCGCAUUAUCGAUUUGGAUCUGUUUGUAGAAGAGCUUUUUGUGUGA